AAUAUGACUCAAUAGUCACGAAGCAGCAUCGUGUUGAAGGGUGAUUUAGAGUAUUUUGGCGAGCAGCAAUAAAAUAAAUAAAACACCCAACAGGAAAUAAUAAUAAUAAUAAUGUGGAAUAAGAAGCUGGUGGAGUUACUUAUUACCAAAUAUCAGGAGCAUAGUAAUCUUUAUAAUACAAAGAAUUCCAAUUACUUAGACCGAAGUAAACGCACAAGAUCUUUAAAUGCAAUUGCCAAUGAACUCAAGCAAUAUUGUGAAGAAAUAACUGUGGAGGAUAUAAAAAGGAAAAUUCAUACAUUGAGAUCACAAUAUAUAAGAGAAUUACGUGAACAUCACAAACGCAGUGACUCAGGAAUCAAACUUUGGUGUUUCGAUCAACUGGAAUUCCUAAGGCCCUUUAGUUCUCUGCGCUCAUCACAGUCGUACGCUCCAAUUAAAAAACCCUCAAGAAGUGAUCACGAUGAAGACACCUUACAGGAUGAAUUAGAAUAUGAAGAAGUUACAUUAGAUACGAGUACUAAAUGGGAAAAGAAAAAUCCAAAAAGAUACAGCAGUACAGUAGAAACUAAACAAUCCCCACAACAUGACAAUGGAACCUUACAGGAUGAUUUGGAAUUCGAGGAGGUCGCUAUUGAGACAAAUAACAAAUGGGAGCAAAAGAAUCCUUCAAAGCGCUACAGCAAUGCCGUAGAUAUGACCACUUCUAAGCGUCAACGCCACUAUGAGGAAGAACAGGAACAAUAUGGCAGUGCAGCUGCAUAUGUACAAAGCGACGAAAUGUCACUGGAGGAACCACCAGAAACAACGACACACGAAUCGUAUCACACAUAUCCCACAGGGGCACAAGAAACCAGUAUAGAGAUUACUACAGAUUUAAGUAACGGCGAUAUGGACGAUUUAAUAGAUGUCGAGAUAGAUGAAGAAGACAUGCGUAUUAUGGAAAAUGUAAUGCCCCGUUCAAAAGAAUCACAGCGUUUGCAACAAGAACUAUGCAAAGCGGAAACCGAUUAUUAUAUAUCAAAGGCUCGUUACUUUUCAAAGCUAACGGAAAAUACCCAAAUAAAAAGGGCCUUAAUGGUGCUGCAAUCACGCAAACUACAAUUGGAGAUAGAUAAACUAACAAGGGAUAAUUAAGGACUUGGAAAUGCAAUAAAAACAACUGACAAACAUAAAAUACUUGCCACAUUGGCAUCUUCUAUUCUUUUAAAUAUUGUUAAGUCUCUGAAAUAAUUGUCAAACCAAUAAAAAAUAUUCUUAAAUUUGAGCAAAAACAAUUGCAUAUACACCCUUA
This is a messenger RNA of Stomoxys calcitrans (stable fly), 1294 nucleotides long. RefSeq lists its product as uncharacterized. The record is from RefSeq and is a predicted model, not a curated record. The transcript is spliced from 4 exons. The coding region runs from base 112 to 1137 and encodes 341 amino acids. Lineage: Eukaryota; Metazoa; Arthropoda; Insecta; Diptera; Muscidae.